UUCAGGGGGUGCGUAGUCCGGAAUUUAAUUCGUGAGGGUGAAUAUCGGGAACAAAGGAUUGAGCUGGAUAAAAGGCGGCAGAUCAACAAUUUUCAUCAAUAAAACCUUGCAAAAUUGCUUGCAGAUUGUCUCUGCCUGGUAGUCGAAUUGCGCGUGAGUUUGGACAUUCAUUUGUACAGGGUGUGAGUGAUUAGAUACGCCGGUUUCUCGGUUUUUGAAUGAAUUUGCUAUUUAGGAUAUAAACAGGAUUUGUAGCGCUUCUCACGGGAAAAACCCUGCCAACAUGGGCUGUAAUACAAGCAAGGAAACAUCGACAACAGCUAAUGAAAACGAAAGUAAGGAUCAGAAAAUCAAUGAAGACAAUCAAGAGGAAUCAAAAGACAACCACGUUGGAACCGCCAGUUCAGCCAAGACGAUAACAGUCCGAUCAAACGGAACAGCGGAUUCGAAUAGCGAGAAACAGCCAAACAGCGAAGAAGAAGCAGCCACUAAGAUACAAGCAGCUUUUCGAGGCCAUAAAACCAGAAAAAGCAUGAAACAACCACAAUCGCAAUCGCAACAAGAACCUGAAAGGGAGCCCACCAGGGAGGAGCUGGAGAACGAGUUCAGACUGGACGAUGCAGAACUUUGCAAUGCGGCCACCAAGAUACAAGCGUCUUUCCGGGGUCACAUGUCGAGGAAAAAUCUGGAGGGCGAGAAGAAGCCCGACGAGAAAGAUAACAAAGAAGAGGAGCUCGACAUAGAUCUGACGGAUCCGGAUUUGAAUAAAGCUGCUGCCAAAAUCCAAGCUUCGUUCCGGGGCCAUUUGAACCGCAAAGACGGCCACGGAGAAGGAGAAACUUCGGCAAAUUAAGCCUCGAGCUCCUUUCCAGGAAAAAAAUAUAAAGCCGUUCUUUAUAUGUAUUGUUUGAUAUUACAAGAUAUCCUGUAAAUGCUGUUACCCGGUGUUCCGACCACAAAUGUAUGUACCUUGUGAUCCUUUAUAUCGCUGAUUUUAUAUUCUAUAACUUCCACAGUGAAUCGUUUUGAUUUGAUGGGACCCAAUUUAAUGGCAAAAUAGAAAUAAACUGGGAUUUUUUUGAAAAAAAUCUCGUCGCUUUAGCCAGACAGUAACAAUGUAAAAACGCAACUAAAGCCCUGGAGAUUGUAUUUAACAACAAAAUAUUCGGCUUCACUGCCCCUUUUGUAUCUCAUAGGACGUUUUAAAGAGUGAUAAUAAAUAUUGUGUCAAUUUCGACUCGUUACAAUAGUACUUAAAGUCACACAAUCAAAACGCGUUUUCUAAGAUUUUCUUACUGAAUUCCUGAAAUAAAUGGGUCUAUGAAUUACCUACCAAAAGUAAAACCCCCCGAAGUCAAAACCAGUAUCUACUUACCAAGAUAUGGUACUAUGUAUUUACUUCCUAAGUUUAAUCAAAGCAGACAUUAUUUAUUAAAAAAAUUAUACCCCAUACAAUUACGUCCUCCUUCUGUUACAUUAAGAGUAAGUAAAAGUAAAAAGAUUGCACUUUGUUGAAAACUGCACCCUCUACGCUUAAAGAGUUGUAAAAUUGUUGGCGAAUUUAAUUUUAAGGCUUUUUAUAAUAAGUAUUAGAAUCAACAGACCUUAGAAAUUCCGAUUUAGGUUCCCUUAGAAAAAGUUUUUAGAUUAAAGGCCUCUCCAUUUACGUAGAUUUUUAUUUGGUUGAGUAAAACGUUUUGCUAGCGUUGGGUUUAAUUAUCAGUUACAUUAAAACGCAAUGUGUUUAAUCUGAUAGAAAUAGCAACCUGAUUAUCUCGACAGAAGCUUGUAAGAAUAUAGAAAUCAAUAUCUCGGAAUAUAGUACCAUAACUAAGACA
Dendroctonus ponderosae (mountain pine beetle) is the source of this 1838-nucleotide messenger RNA. RefSeq lists its product as uncharacterized. NCBI's taxonomy places the organism in Eukaryota, Metazoa, Arthropoda, Insecta, Coleoptera, Curculionidae. Gene Ontology annotation, molecular function: calmodulin binding. The record is from RefSeq and is a predicted model, not a curated record.